AUGGCGAGAUCAAAUGAUUUAUCGGAUCGAUUGCGCAAUGAAGCAGAAUCAUGGGUAGAAAUAUCCUCACAACCAUCCUCAUCCUCAAUAUCCUCCAUCGACAACGAAAUCGUAACAACAGGUCUCCGCGUAUCCCAACACCCCUCAGCACGACGACGCAGACGCUCUCAAAACCAGCCACGCCCACAAAAUCCUUCAAAUAUCAACAGACACAGAAGUACAAGCAGUCAAGAAGAAUACGAAGAAUCAGAAUCAGAACCAGAUCACAUAGAUAUAAUAACGAGCUCUAAUGAAAUAUCCCCACCAGCCGCAACCCCAGCCCGCAUAUCUACCCAAACCCAAGAAAUAUACGAUGCAGAAUCCGAAGACGACGAAGAUGAAAACGGUACCGCCUUAGGAAUAGGAAUAGGAAUAGGCAAGGGAACAACCUUACCAUUCACCCCCCAACCCAACGCCUUUUCCCACCCCCCUUCUUCCCAUUCCCGUUCCCAAAGCUAUCGCUCCCCAGCUCCAGCUCCAGCACCAGACUCCUAUUUCCCCCGGCAAAUCCACUCGCAACCGCGCCCCCAAUCCUAUCCCACACGCACACACCCCUCGUCACGCAACCCCUCCUUCAACACCCACUCUCGACCCCCCAUACCCAUCGAUCACGAUGCCGCUCUCCGCGCUAGCCUCACCACUCUCCUCUCCUGCGCCGCCGCAGCAAGAGGUCUCCCUAAAUCCCCUGGCGCCCAAAAUCCCACUAGUAAUGCCCCAAUCGGUCUGCGCAUCGUUCCUGAAUCCGAACUUUUUGGUAUUGGCGCUCCAGAACGCCCUGCAGCUAAUAUCUCAAGACCGUUAUCCCUGUCGCCUAAGCCCUCAAGAGGUAGAUGUAAAUCACCCAAUUCUGAAUCCGAGUACCCUAACGAAAACGAAAACGAAAACGAAAACGCAACAACGACAAAACCCAAAGCCAAUCCAAACCUAAACCAGACCAAAAACACUACAAAAACCUCCCCAAAGAAAACCAAAAAAGAAAAUCUAGUAAAAAUCCAACCACAAACACAAGACGAAACAUACCUCUCGCAAACCCUCCUAACAUGGGUAAUGAGCGCAGGCGUAGUAGUACUAGUAUCAGUAGUGGGAUUCGGCGCAGGAUAUGUGAUAGGGAGGGAAGUGGGGAGACAAGAAGUGGAUGCGCUGGGGAUGGGGGGUUGGAAUGGUUGGAAUGGGUCUGUGGGGGAUGGAGGGUGUGGGAGGGAGGUUAUGGGGGAGGUGGUGAGAGGGGGUGGAGGGGGUGGGUUGAGGAGGUUUAGGUGGGGUGGGAGUGUGGGGAGUGUGGCGAGGAGUUGUGUUGCUUAG
This is a messenger RNA of Sclerotinia borealis F-4128, 1341 nucleotides long. NCBI's taxonomy places the organism in Eukaryota, Fungi, Ascomycota, Leotiomycetes, Helotiales, Sclerotiniaceae. The record is from the annotation of a GenBank genome assembly.